AUGAAGGUGUAUUACAUAGGAAUAUUAAAGACUACCGGUUCCAAAACUGUAGAGCUAACCUCAGCCAGAGACUUGUCCCAAUUUUCAUUUUUUGAAAGAAAUGGAGUAUCACAGUUUAUGACCUUUUUCUCAGAAACAGUGGCACAGAGAACUGCUGCUGGCCAAAGACAAAGCGUAGAGGAAGGAAACUAUAUAGGUCACACAUACACGCGAUCAGAAGGUUUGUCUGCUGUCAUAAUAACAGACAAGGAGUAUCCAGUAAGACCAGCAUAUACUUUGAUAAAUAAAAUUUUGGAGGAGUAUUUGUCAUUGCACCCAAAAUCAGAGUGGGACAACAUUGAACAGAGUAACACGUCAUUGAAUUAUCCUCAAUUAGAAACGUAUUUGAAAAAAUACCAGGAUCCAGCUCAAGCUGACUCAAUAAUGAAGGUUCAACAAGAAUUAGAUGAUACAAAAGUAGUUUUACAUAAGACAAUCGAAGGUGUUUUACAAAGAGGCGAGAAAUUGGAUUCUUUGGUGGACAAAUCCGAAGCAUUGAGUAGUUCUUCGAGAAUGUUUUACAAACAAGCAAAAAAGACAAACUCUUGUUGUAUCAUUAUGUAG
Lodderomyces oxycetoniae is the source of this 603-nucleotide messenger RNA. RefSeq names its product palmitoyltransferase (gene YKT6). The record is from RefSeq and is a predicted model, not a curated record. Gene Ontology annotation, cellular component: Golgi apparatus; membrane. Lineage: Eukaryota; Fungi; Ascomycota; Pichiomycetes; Serinales; Debaryomycetaceae. Gene Ontology annotation, biological process: endoplasmic reticulum to Golgi vesicle-mediated transport. The transcript has a single exon. Gene Ontology annotation, molecular function: SNAP receptor activity. Bases 1 to 603 code for a protein of 200 amino acids.